AUGACGGACUUUGAAGUUCUGUUUGAGCUGCAGCUCCCCUCCGACUCUCCGUUCGGGGUCCUGCAGGAAGACGCGGGCGAGGCGGAGGGGCCGCUGUCGUUCUCGUCUGUCUUUGCUCUGGCGCCACCUUGCGGCGAUAGCGUGAACUGCAGCAGGGACUGCAGCUGCCUGGGGGCCAGAUGGAGGGAGAGGAGCCUCCGGUCCAUGGAGCUGCAGCUCCAGUUCCUCCUGAGCAAAGCAGACGACUUGCACGACUGGCUCGUCAACGGACGGGGUCACCUCGAUAGAGCGGCUCUUGCUGCUGCAGUGCCAAGCUUCCUGUACACCUGUCAGCCUUACUUUAACCACCUGGAAUCCUCAAGCUCCGUGUCCCAGCACACCCUUCUGCCUUUUGACGUCUAUACAAGGCGUGUGCAGCUGCUGGAAUUCUCUCAGCAGCUGUGUGACAGGUUGGAGCAACUGGUGUUGACCUACGCCAGCUAUAAUCUCCUCUGUCUGGACGAGACCAAGCCUAACAGUGUGUCUCACUUCUGCGUGGGUCAGAGUUGGCUCGGCCCACUGAGGGUGACCGCGUUCCGUUACUGUAAGCCCACGGCGUACUUGGCCCGGGCCGACACCGGCCUCUACAAGCGCAUGCGCUGGAACGUGGAGAGACUCGAGGACGAGCAGCAGACGGAUGACGAGAGUGAGGAGGUGGAGGUGGAGACAGUCGGCGACACAGAGUAUUACUUCCUGUGCUACGAGGACAUCCCCAACGCACACGCAGACGCAGAUAGCCAAGGCAGCGUGGUGAGGAUGUGGUCCAUCGGUCAGUGGGUGCAGGUGACCCCCAUCACAGAGAACAUCUAUGACUGGAUCAUGUGCGAGGUUCCUCAGGCCAACUAUCACAGGCUGUUGUACCUGGGCAGCGAAGAGCCGUCGAGCUGCUGCGCUACAGACUACCUGCAGCAGCUGCUGUUGUCACACCAGACACCGGAGUGA
Cyclopterus lumpus (lumpfish) is the source of this 981-nucleotide messenger RNA. RefSeq names its product chromosome 1 C19orf67 homolog (gene c1h19orf67). The transcript has 7 exons. NCBI's taxonomy places the organism in Eukaryota, Metazoa, Chordata, Actinopteri, Perciformes, Cyclopteridae. The record is from RefSeq and is a predicted model, not a curated record. Bases 1 to 981 code for a protein of 326 amino acids.